AUGACUUACGAUCUGCAUGGGCAAUGGGAUCAUGGCAACACUUUCACGAACCUCGGCUGCCCUAAUGGCAACUGUCUCAGGUCGCAGAUCAAUCAGACAAAGACUGAGUCCGCUCUCUCAAUGCUUACUAAAGCAGGAGUCGAUUCAAGUAAGAUCAUGCUCGGACAGCCAUUGUACGGACGUAGCUUCAAGAUGACGGAUCCCAGCUGUUACACCGCGGAGUGCACGUUCACGGGCCCGUCAAUUGGUGCCCAGCCUGGUGAUUGCACCGGGACACCAGGCUAUAUUGCCAACCUGGAGAUCCGCAACAUCAUCAAUGGCGGCGAGUAUGAUGUUCAGCAAUAUAACUCUCUUGAAGCUGGGGAUAUUCUGGUCUACGGUGGCAAUUGGGUCUCGUGGAUGACGGGCUUAACGUACUAUCGACGAAGUGAUUAUGCUCGAGGCCUUGGACUGGGAGGGACGUCCGAUUGGGCUAUUGACUUGAAUUAUACCGGCGACGCUGGUGGAGGUAGCGGUGGAAACAACAGCACCAACGGUACCGGUAGCGGUGUUGUGACUAUCGAUCCAUCAAUCUACGGGAAUCCUAACCCACAAGUCACCUGCCAGCCACCAUGCACGUUCGUGCUCCCACCAUGGACCUUGCCGUAUACCACCACCAUCACCCCAGCCCCGGUCACGUCUUCGAUUGUUGACUACUGGCCGUACGUGACUACGAUCAGUGGCACCGUCACGAGUACCCUCUAUAUUUCGAAGACCACCGUGACUACCAUCACGCCAGCGCCGGUGACCACGACAGAGAUUCCGGUAUCGAACGUGGAGUGGACCGACACUGACCAGAGCAUCAUCUUCCUGACAAGCAGUGUCAUUCUUCCACCGGUCACAUUGACCCAGGAUUCCACGGUCUACACAACAGAUGGCAUGACGAUCACGAUCCCGGGUAUCACCUACAAGUACAGUCAAGGACCAUAUCCGCCGGUGACAAGGCCGACUCCUGGAACCACCUCUAGUCCCGGGAUGGCUGGGAAUCCCACCAGCACCGAAACGCCGACCUCAUCAUCCACAUAUGGAAUCUUUCCACCUCCAACCUCGUGUGGCUCAUGUCCGCCAUCUAUCACUCCAAUCAUUGGUCCACCUGGCCCUCUUUGUAAGACUGGCUGCGUGAUUCAAUGUAUAUUAUUCUGCUCGCCAGAACUGCCGUGUAUUGGUCCGCAGUGUAACUGCAUCGGGGUCGGAUGUCCUGGAGGAGGUGGCUGUGUUGGUCCUGGAUGUUCUGGCUCUGAUAGUGACAAUCCAGGCGACAAUGCCCCCAGUGACCCCGAUGAGGAAGAUAAGUGUGAGAUCGAUAUAUCCACCGGUCUCCGCGACAACGGCAAUUUCCCAGUAUUUGAUGCUUCAACCGGACAGAUCAGCUGCGAUGGGUCGAUGGAGCCGGGCGAAUGCCAACAGCGCAUUGACAAUAACAUGGAGAGCGUGCAGAACCAGCUCGAAAGCGAUCAGCAGUGCUGCCCUACUGGCAGUGGUGCCAAAUUACGACGGCGUGAGUCAAACGGCAUGUUAACGAAUCUGUUACAUGAUGCGAGUGAUUCCUUCGGUGCUCUUUUUAAACGACAGGGCGGUUCCUGCCCUCAGCCUGCAAGCGAUCCACGGCGGCCGGCUCAAGGGCAGUGUCUCGUUACGUACACGUGCCCUCCGGACCUAUUCCCGGGUGUGUGUGGCAAUGCCAAAUCGGCCAUUCAAGACAGGGGCAUGACGUCUAUUUUGUCGCAUAUUACUGGCAGCAGCAUUUACAAGACGGAACCCUGGCACAAAGGCCACUUCAAAUGGAAGUCUGGUACUCCAAAGGGAGGCUGGAAGCUGGAUUGUUGCGAAGUCGAAGAAUAUCCUUUUGGCGCUGGAAAUCCUAAUCGCAAUCCCACCGGCGAUAGAAUCUUCAACUGGGACAACGUCCCCACGCUCCGUCUCAUACCCGGCGGCAGAUUCGGGCUGCACCUGGAGAAUCAAACCCAUGCCAACCACCUCAAAGCGUUCCUCAACAGCGUGAAGCAAGACUAUAGCCUGCCGAACCUCAACCGCAUCGUCUACUGUGUUGACUUCCCGGCGGGAUUUGACAAUUUUAUCCCUGAGAAUUCACCGGACAACUUUUGCGCCGUGGCAUAUGGAGAACAGUCCACCCUGGUCAAUGGAACUCCAACACGUCGCCGAUCCACCUCGCUGCGCGGUCCUCUGUUACGCGCCUACGACAACUGCAUCGCCCACGAGCACCUGCAACGUGCCUUCAGGCUGCCAGAAUGUCGCCGAUCCACCUGGAUGCGCGAUUCUCUGUGA
Molecule: messenger RNA, 2325 nt
Organism: Fulvia fulva
Lineage: Eukaryota; Fungi; Ascomycota; Dothideomycetes; Mycosphaerellales; Mycosphaerellaceae
Product: Killer toxin subunits alpha/beta
Exons: 5
Coding region: 1-2325 (774 amino acids)
Biological process (GO): carbohydrate metabolic process
Source: RefSeq, a predicted model, not a curated record